AUUCUGUUAGAAGCGCCAGUUACACUCUAUGGUCUAAACUACUGUGUGUGGACACCUGACCAUCACACCCACAGGCGCUUGUUUUAAAGUCUGUCUCUCCUUUGCCGUUAUAAUAACCUCCACUUUUCUGGGAAGGUUUUCCACUAGAUUCUGGAGCGUGGCUGUGGGGAUUUGUGUUCGUUCAGCUACCAGAGCAUUGAUGUUGUUUGAGGAGGUCUGGAGUGCCGUCGGUGUUCCAGUUCAUCCCGAAGGUGUUCAGUAGGGGUUGAGGUCAGGGCUCUGUGCAGGACACUCGCGUUCUUCUACCUUCUUCCAACCUUAACACAGCAUGUCUUCAUGGAGCUGGCUUUGUGCACAGGGGCAUUGUCGUGCUGGGACAGUGUCUGGGCCUCUAAGUUCCAGUGAAAGGGACAUUUUAAAAGCAAAGGGAAAUUCUGUGCUUGUACAUUUUGUGCCGACAGUUUUGGGAAGGACCACACACACACACAUUUUGAUGGUUUGAUGGCCAUUGUCUGAACUAGUUAGGGUUGCUAAGUUAUUAAGUUGCUGUCCCUUAGCAGGCAGGCAGGCAGCGGAUGCUAAUGAGCAUGUUCAGAGUGAGUGUCACCACUGUAGCUUCUUGUUGAUGGGCGCAGUUGAUGAUAGUGUUGACAAACUGACCUCUGUUUAUAACUCCUUUCUCCAAAACCACUCUGGAAACCACAGAGACGUAUAAAGAAUAACAUUCAGAAUGAAAUUGCAAUUCAUCGUGCUUAGGGAACAGAAAGAUUGUGAAUAAAUGAACCAAAGAUGGAAGUAAUGUCAGGCUGUGUGUCGGUUGUACAUCAAUUCCAACUUUAAUAGACACACACACACACACACACACACCACAUACAUUUGCCACACAUUUAUAUACAUUUGCCCACAGUGUAUUAAUAAUAAACUGCCGAGACCACUAGUGUUGCUUGUUGUACUUUCAGCUCUAUAUUGAGCACAAGCUUAGGGUGAUAGGUGUGUCUAAGAAUGACAGCGAGACACUUCCUCUUCGAUGGUAAAAGCGUUUUUUUUUUUUUUGGCCAACCUCCUGCUUUAGAGGAAGAGAAGUGUACUUAGCAUAAAUGUGUGAGGAGAGAAAGUGUCACAUGUCUGCUUCAGAGCCUACUCAAAUGGUAGCACGAAUCUAAAGAGUGACCCGGUGCUGUCGGGUUCGGGUCUCGGAUCAGUCUCAAAUCAUCAGCAUUUUCUGUGAAGUUGAUGGAGUAAUGACAAGGUGAAGAUCCACUUUGAUGUCUGCUGGUGGUUUGGGGAUGGAUGACUCGAUGGAUGAAACAAGGGCCGCACCAUUAAGGCAACCGAAGGAAGGUUGUGUCCUCACGAGACAACCCGCGACGAAACGCUACAGUGAGAUUUUACGGGACUUCGAUAACUUGGAGCUGUCCUUAUGUUGCAGCCCGUCUCCGGAGGAGCUACUCGGAGACUCUGAUAUUCAGUCGCUCUCAGAGACAGUAGACACGACGUUGGAUGAUUUGUCUAGUGAAGACGUGGAAAGCACGCUGGUCUGUCCUGAUGGAGAAGAAAAAGAUGGUGGCAUGUCGGCCCAGGAUGCUGAUGUGACCAUGUGUCGCGCCGAGGGCGGCGUGGAGCUCGCCUUACAGUACGCCAAGAUGUGGUGCCGCUACGCCAAGGACCUCCUCACCUGGAUCGACAAGAGAAUCACCCUGGAGCAAGAAUAUGCCAAGAAUAUCACGAAGGCAGCGGAAACCACGAAGUGUUGUAUUGCUCAGCAGGACCUGAUGCCGCUGCAGUCGAUUUACAGCAUGGUUCUGGAGCAGGACCUGAAGAGCAGCACAUCAGCCAAACACACCACUGAGCUCUUAUACCAACGAUGCUACCAGGCUUUGUCUGCCAAGCGUAAUGAGAUUGACAAGUGGCGUCGGGAGUUUAAAGAGCAGUGGACCAGGGAGCAGAAGAGAAUGAACGACGCGGUUGCGGCGCUGAAGCGAGCUCGACAGCAGUACCUACAGCGCUGUGAGGAGCUGGAGAAAGCCAAAGCCAUGACUGCCAAAGGAGUCGAUGAACUCAGCGGCACAAAGACCCUGGACAAGAGGAGGAAGUCUCAAGAUGAGGCUCAGUCCAAGGUUUCAGAGGCUGAGAUGUUAUACAGGCAGUGUGUGAGCGAUGCGAAGGCUCAUCAGGAGGAGCUGGAGAAAGUGAAGGAGAGGAUCAUCGUCCACACCCGCAAGCUCAUCUGCCAAGGAGACAACGUGCUCAAAGAGGUGACGGUGAACAUGUUCUUCUACCAGAGACAGCAGAUGGAGCAGAUCCCUUUAGGAUACCUGAACCUGGAGCUGACCUGCAGGCCGUGCGAGCCCGGAGAACCCUACCUGCUCUACAUCUCCAGGAAGUGCGGACCUGAGCAGCCCCUUCAGACCUUCACCUUCCAGGAGUUCAUCCCUCAGAACAAGAGAACUCGUAAAGUGAGUAACGCCCUGACGCCGCUGCAGGACUCGUAUCCUCUACCCGAGGACAUGAAGCGCUACAGUGAUGGAAGAACAGCACGCAUCGCAUACAGCGACAGUGACAGCAUCGGAGGAAGCCUGGAGUCUCUCUCCAGUCCAGCCCAUAUGAAUAAGCUGCCGAAAGCUCCGUCUACUGGAACCGUGUCCUCCGAUGACCUGGACGAGAGAGAACUGAGCGCUGAAGCUGAGAGUUCUGAUCCUCUAAACGACAGUAACGGCACCUACUCUAAAGUGCGCACCACGUCCCGAGCAGCCCUCACUCACCGCCUCAAGAAAACAAAGAGCAAAAUGCAAAAGUGCAAACUGUGCGACAACUUUAUCCUGGUCAGCGGCAUCGAGUGUGAGGAGUGUGGCUUGAUGGUGCACAGGAAGUGUCUGGAUCUGUGCCAGAUCGAGUGUGAGCGCAGGAGGGGGGUGCUCUUUGGGAUCGAGUUCUCCAUGUUGCCCAGAGAGCAGCCGCAGGACGUUCCCUUCAUCGUGCAGCGCUGUACCGAAGAGCUCGAGAGCCGAGCACUGACCGUGCAGGGUGUUUAUCGGAUUAGUGGGUCAAAACCCAGAAUCCUAAAACUGUGUCACGCUUUUGAGACCCAGAAAGACCAGGUCGACCUUUCGGACCUCUCGCCCCAUGACAUCACUUCCGUUCUCAAGCUCUUUUUCAAAGACCUUCCCGAGCCGUUGCUGACCUUUGACCUUUACAACGAUUUCAUCAACAUUGGAAAAGACAUUCAGAAGCUCACCGAGAAAGACCAUUCAGAUGACAGUGCUCAGAUAGCGGAGAGCAUAUUGAGCAAUCUGAAGCAGGUUCUAGGGCGACUUCCUCCCUGUAAUUACAGCACGCUGCAGUACAUGAUGGCUCACCUGUACAGGAUAUCAGAGUGUGAAGAGAAUAAGAUGUCUCCCGGUAACCUGGGCAUCGUGUUCGGCCCCACUCUCCUGCGCCCCCUUGUGUCAGGCGACGUGUCCAUGAUCGCCCUUUUGGAAAGCAGUUACCAGGCCCUGCUGGUGGAGUUCAUGAUCUCACACCAAGACCAAAUCUUCGGUCCUACUCCGAAGACGUGCACACCUCUUCCACCUGUACCCACUAACCCACCCCCGCGGGCGGAGCCUGAGUCUGACACAGCUGACGAGCGUGGAGCCUUGACCAGAGAACGGCCGCGGUCUCUCGAGUCCUGGCUAUGAGGGACGUGCAGGGUGCACUCAUGGACCCAGUCGAGGUAGUGUACUCCAACGAGGAAUCAGCGGGAAUUCUGCGAGGUUGUGCGUAUACAGCAGCUCCAGCUCUGCAGCACUAGAGACUAGAGAAAAAUAAACAUCUCCAGCGGUGACCACACUCCUUAGCCCUGGGAAUCCUGAAUCAAACAUUGCCAUUAGGACAGAUAUGAUGGAUAAAUGAUGGUAGCCACCUGGUAUAUAAGACCGCUACUGUCCACAGGAAGUGACCCGAUGGAUCAGGAUACACAGGACCAUUUUGUUCAGACUGAACCCGAGAAAAAACAGCUCAUGGAAAGAUGAACAAAUCCGUUUUGUACCACGUGCUGAUACAUUUUAAAAAGAUAAGCGUCCUUCAAGGAUUCUUCAAGGGUUAUUCAAGGGUUCCUUGAAUAAUUAAGAGUGCAUAGCUUCCUAAACGGUUCUACAGGGAAACACUGAAUAACUCUUAACGGUCACAUUUAACCAUAAAACAUGGAUUAGGAUACAUAAGUGCACGGUUAUAUCAUUUUUUAAAAAACAACACGGCUUGGUUGUCUUAAAUUAUUGUGCAUGUUCAUUUUCAUUUAAUCUAGAACCCUGUGUUAAGAUUAUUCUAGCAGUAUUAGCUUCUUGAUAUAAUUUUUUUAAACGGAGACAUGAUUCAACUGACUUGCUCUCAUCCUUGGAUUAUGUAUAAAACAGGAAAUCAUUUUAGGACUAUGUUAGGACAGCGUUUAGACCUUUCAUUGAUAAUUGUUGUAUUUUGUAUAUUUGAAUUAUGUUCCCCAGUGGAACCUAAAUAUAUUUUUAUAAAAAGAACAAACUGAGUUUGUGGAAUAAAAAAAAUUAUAAUUU
This is a messenger RNA of Ictalurus furcatus (blue catfish), 4544 nucleotides long. It is a transcript of the gene gmip, whose product is annotated as GEM interacting protein. Lineage: Eukaryota; Metazoa; Chordata; Actinopteri; Siluriformes; Ictaluridae. The coding region runs from base 1266 to 3677 and encodes 803 amino acids. The record is from RefSeq and is a predicted model, not a curated record. The transcript is spliced from 20 exons. Gene Ontology annotation, cellular component: plasma membrane. Gene Ontology annotation, biological process: activation of GTPase activity; negative regulation of GTPase activity; signal transduction. Gene Ontology annotation, molecular function: GTPase activator activity.